This is a messenger RNA of Lynx canadensis (Canada lynx), 1005 nucleotides long. It is a transcript of the gene MRPL48, whose product is annotated as mitochondrial ribosomal protein L48. The transcript has 8 exons. Lineage: Eukaryota; Metazoa; Chordata; Mammalia; Carnivora; Felidae. The coding region runs from base 15 to 782 and encodes 255 amino acids. The record is from RefSeq and is a predicted model, not a curated record. Gene Ontology annotation, cellular component: mitochondrial ribosome.
GCUGCAGGGAUUGAAUGUGUCUCGGUCGGAUAUUGUUACUGGACUCAGGCGAGGUGUUCCCGUCAGUGUUUCCAGACGCCGGGAGAUCGCUGCAGCUUGGGCGGGUCUUCAGCUUGCACAACUACCGGCCGCAGCAGCAAAGGAUGAACGGAGCUCUAGGAAAGGUGCUGUGUCCAAGGAAUGAUACCAUUUUUAAGCAAGUCUUUUCUCUCUUAAGAUUCAGAACUUCAGGAGAAAAUCCCAUCUGUUCUGCAGGUGGCAUUCUGUUGAGCACCAGUCGGCACUACAAGACAAAGCCUACCCAUGGCAUUGGAAGAUAUAAGCACCUAGUUAAAGCCCAGGAGCCCAAGAAGAAGAGAGGAAAAGUGGAAGUGAGACCCAUUAAUUUGGGAACAGAUUAUGAAUAUGGGGUUUUAAACAUUCACCUGACUGCAUACGACAUGGCCGUGGCAGAGAGUUAUGCCCGAUAUGUUCACAACCUCUGCAACCAUCUAUCCAUUAAAGUUGAGGAAAGUUAUGCGAUGCCCACCAAAACCAUGGAGGUAUUGCGGCUGCAAGACCAAGGCAGCAAAAUGUUCUUGGACUCAGUUCUUACCACCCAUGAGCGAGUGGUUCAGAUCAGCGGUUUGAGUGCUACAUUUGCAGAGAUUUUCUUGGAAAUAAUCCAAAGUAAUCUUCCUGAAGGAGUCAGAUUGUCAGUGAAGGAGCACACUGAAGAAGACUUCAAAGGAAGGUUCAAAGCUCGGCCAGAACUGGAAGAACUGUUGGCUAAGUUGAACUAGCUCAUUGCAAACCCUUUCAAGCCAGGACUGGUGAUAUUGAGUGCCAAGGGGAAGAGCUUCCUGGGUGGUCAAAAUUAAGAAGAUCCUUUAGAUAUUGUAACUACCCAUCCCCAUUAGCCAGGAAUGCCUCCUCUCUUAUAUGGAGGAGUGUUGCCGAUUACCACUUUCCUUUGAGCCAACCUAAGACAUCCUUCAUCUAAUAAAAAUCUGCAGCUGGUGGACA